This is a messenger RNA of Microtus ochrogaster (prairie vole), 4995 nucleotides long. RefSeq names its product Rho guanine nucleotide exchange factor 37 (gene Arhgef37). The record is from RefSeq and is a predicted model, not a curated record. Gene Ontology annotation, cellular component: cytoplasm. Gene Ontology annotation, molecular function: guanyl-nucleotide exchange factor activity; protein binding. NCBI's taxonomy places the organism in Eukaryota, Metazoa, Chordata, Mammalia, Rodentia, Cricetidae.
CGGCGACAGGAUGCCGCCAGGAGGGCUGCGGGGAAACAGCUGCCGGACAGAUGAGGAGCGCGAGGUGGGGGGCAGAGAGGCGGGGUGCGGCUGGAUCCCAGGUCCCAAGGUGCUGGGUCUUAAGAGCUCAAUCCACCCGAUCUAGGUGGCUCCACCGCGCCCCUUUCUGGGUGAGAAACAGGUCCAGGAAGGAUGUCCUGAGAGAAUCACAAGACCUCCCUGGGCCAGCUUGCUGGACUACAUAGCCUACAGCAUUCCUUUCAUCUACUGAUGCUGCUGACUGUCAGGAAGGGAAUGAGGACAGUCUGAACCUGUGGACAUGGCUGACGUUGGAGCAGAUGAGCUCUCCUCCAGGUCAGAGAGUCCUGAGCCGGGGGACAGGAGCUCGGAGGACCGGUCACUGCUCCAUCAGAAGCUGGCCAUCAGAGAGCUCAUUGACACAGAGGUCUCCUACUUGCACACACUCCGACUCUGUGCCUCUGACAUCAGGAGCCGUCUGCACCAGCUGCCACCUGGAGAUCUGGAUGUCCUGUUCUCGAACAUUGAUGAUAUCAUCCAAGUGAGCAGCAGAUUCCUUCAGGGGCUGCAGGAGACAGCCUGCAGGGAAGAGGAACAGGCAGACCUGAUUGGUAACUUAUUCCUAGAAUUCCACGAGGAGUUUGAACACAUCUAUAAAGUCUACUGUGCCAACUACGACCAAGCCCUGCAGCUGGUCAAGGCAUACCGGAAGGAGCCGGAGCUGCAGAAGGCCAUCCAGGGCAUCAUCGAAGCAGCAGUGCCUCAAGCUGGACCUUCGGGUCUCAGUUUCUUACUUGUAAUUCCUCUGCAGAGGAUUACCAAGUACCCCCUCCUGCUGCAGAAAAUCCUGGAGAACACUCCCACAGAUGCCCGUGCCCACCCUGUCCUUCAGAGAGCUGCCUCUGCCCUCCAGGACGUCAACAGCAAUAUCAAUGAGUAUAAGAUGCGCAAGGAAGUGGCUUUAAAGUAUACCAAGGUAGAGCAACUGAGCCUUCGGGAGCGGCUGGCCCGCAUCAACACUCAUACUCUUUCCAAGAAGACCACCAGGCUGAGCCAGCUGCUGAAGCAGGAGGCGGGGCUGGUACCCAGGACAGAGGACAAGGAAUUCGAUGACUUGGAGGAGAGAUUCCAGUGGGUGUCUCUGUGUGUGACGGAGCUGAAGAGCAAUGUGAGUGCUUACAUGGAUAAUCUGGAGGCUUUCCUCUGCUUCCGGCCACACGAAUGGAGUCUGGACAUUCCCGGGGGUCCUGCCGAACAGUACUGCGGUCUGGCGAGGGACCUUCAGCUCGAGGCCUUCCUGCAGUUUAAGCAGCGGCUGAAAGGCCUAGUAUGGGACCCACUCUGUAGCCUGGCCAGAGCCCUGGUUGGCCCUCAGAACUUGAUCAAGAAGCGUCUGGACAAACUCUUGGACUUCGAGCGAGUGGAAGAGAAACUGCUAGAUGUGGGCAGUGUGACCUAUGAGGAGGAGGCGGCCCGGCACACGUACCAGGCGCUCAACUCCAUGCUAGUGGCCGAGCUCCCACGGUUUAACCAGCUAGUCACACAGUGGCUGGGCCAGAUCCUGUGCACAUUUGUGGUCCUGCAGAAGGACCUUGCCGACCAGGUCCUGCGAAGGGCAGAGAGCAGCAUGGCCCUGCUGCCUCAUUACCACGUUUCGGAGCCGGACUUCCGGAAGCUGCUGGAGGACACACUAGGCCAGAACAGCAGCCAGCUCUGCUUCGUUAAAGAGAGCUUUGAGAAGGUGCUGCCACCCCCCACCACUCAGCCACUCCUCCCAGGCUCUGAAUACCAGCUUCAGGCUCUCCUGACCCGAUACGGCCCCGGGAAGCUAUACCAGGUGACAAGUGACAUCAAUGGGACUGGGACUCUGGACUUGACUCUGCCACGGGGCCAAAUUGUGGCCCUUCUACAAAACAAGGAUACCAAAGGCAACAGCAGUCGCUGGCUGGUGGACACAGGGGGACACCGGGGAUAUGUGCCUGCUGGAAAGGUCCAGCUGUACCACCAUAUCAUCCCCAGUGAGAAGGAGCUCAGAGGCCAGACAGUCACACAUGAAGACUACUGGCUUCCAACUCCAGAGCCCACCCAACCCUCUGUCCCCACUGUCCCAACCGUGACCCAGGUGGUGGCAGCGUACCCUUUUGUGGCCAGGAGCUCCCACGAACUGAGUCUUCAGGCAGGCCAGCCUGUAACCAUCCUAGAAGCCCAGGACAAGAAGGGGAACCCAGAAUGGAGCCUGGUGGAAGCGAAUGGACAGAGGGGAUACGUGCCUUCCAACUUCCUGGCCAGGACCCCGGGCCCAGCUCCCUGGGGCUGGAGCCUGCCCUCUUAGCCCACCCUCUUUGGAGCCCCCAUUUCUAAGGAAAGGGAAAGGCUUUAAGGCUGGGUGACCUAGCAGGCUUGAUGCGAAGCAAAUGGGGUGGGAGAGGAGCGAAGGGCAUUCAGAAGGCAGGAGGAAGUGGUGCCGAGGCCUUACAGAAUGCCUGGUGUGGGUGGCCACGUGGGCGGUCCCGGCAUUGUCACUCAUCUGCACAAAGAAGCCACCUCCAUGCUAGGACUUAGCUAGGACUUGCCGCAGCUUGAAGCUGCUCCCACCUGUGCCUCUUGCCUCUUUCAUGUCUGGGAUGAAUGUUGUCUGUGUACCAGGUAGCCACAGGUGGGGUCAUCACUGGCUCAGUAGUCCACAGUGCUGCCAGAAGCCACCAUUGCUCACCAGUCACCUUUACUUUCUUGUUGCCUCGAGUCGAGCUACUGCAGACAGUGAACUGUGGAGAACCCUGCUCAGGGAGAAGCCCUGGGCACAGGUGGUUCUCCACUGGCUCUGGGAAUGGGUAUGACCUACGCACAGUUCUGGAAUGUGCCUACAAACCCAGAGGUGGUUCCAGGGAAGAUGGGGAUUUGAGGGUGGAUUAGCAGGGUGUGUGGGGCUGAUGGCAACGGUGUUUCCUAUUGCUGUUUUCUUUGGACUAGGCCGCAAAGGGACUUGGCAGUCAAUCACAGGGGAAGCUCUGUGAGAUAGGUGACUGCUGGCUUGGCGGAGAGGAAUAGCUUGGUUUCCCAGUGCUGGAUUGAAGAACCAGGGAAACCCAGGUAGCCUAGGUUUGCCUCAGAGGAUCUGGAAGCAGCAGAGAACCAUUGUGAGGUGGAUGUGGGGUCUUAGGCAUAGGAUACAAGCACAGUUUUCUACCAAGAAGGAAGUAAGUCACAGGGUACAGUAAGGACAAGAGACCGAGGAUGCAGAGGCCCCUUGUCAACCAGGAAGUGUGACACCCGUGCAGAUAUGGUCAGUGGCAUCAGGCUGGCCCAGUCCUUGGCUGGCCUGGGUCAGUAGAGAAGCAGUCCUGUCACCACCGCUCAGGUCUGUGCCAACAGUGCCCUCUUAAACCCAUGCUCUGCUCUGAGGUCCAGUCUAUAUGGAUUAACAUUUGAGACAUGCCCUGUUAGGGGAUGUUGUUUUCUAUUAACCUCAAGGAGUGUACAAAUCAACAAGGUUAGGAAAUCACUAGGUGAUAUAAUCUCAUGGGACCAUGAUAAACGCACAGUGAUUGUCUGUAGCUUAUGGAAACAGAAGCCCCUUAAGAGUAGAUCCUGUUCCAGGAUGACAGACCUACUGGGGCAGCGUUGAGCCUAGUUACUACUGGACAAUGUCCCUCAGCUGUUUUUUUAGGUCAAGAGUCAUUGGAAGAUCCCGAGAUUGAAAAAGGUGACCCACCGUGACCUUUGUACAACUGACAAAUUAGGGAUCAACCCUCUUGAGCCAGAGUGUAAAACAGGUAGCUAUUUCAGUGUUUUCAAGACGACAUCUGUUUUACAGCUCAAGUGCCAGUUGGUUAGCUCUGGCUCCUGAAGGGCUCUUGAGAAAGACAUCCCUGUCUGUGUCAGACCAUCUGCAACGCGCCUCCCCUGGGCUUGUUAAAGCACGAAGCCUGUCUGACGCAAGAGCAAGACUCCCCAGUCCGUUUCCCAAUCUCGGGUUCACUCCAAGAUGUUCUCAGCUCACUUUCCCUUUCUGUUUCCUUCUCAGCCUCCUGGUAAAAAGAGGAAGCAGGGACAGACAGGUGGCAAUGCAGGACCUGUACCUGUAGCUUCCACUCAUUUUGGCUGACAGCUCACUGUAUGUUGAGAUUCUAGCUGGGGUUCUUAGCAUGGCUGCUUGCUGCAAUGACCUGGGUAGCUCUACGCUGCAGCAAACCAGGAGCCCACCCAGAGACAGCUGACGUCUUCAGGUUGGGUAUGGCCAUGGCCUUGGGCUUCAGGAAGGUGACCAGGUGAAUCUCACAGGCGGCUGCCUUCAGGACCUCUGCCCUAGACACGCAGAGGUAAACAGAGGCAGGAAAGGGUAAGUUAGGUUGUGCCCCAGCUGGGCUUUACGCUAGUUGUCCAAGCAGGAAGCUUUAGAGGCAGUUUGGAAUAGGACAGCCUGUUCUGUCAGGGCCCAGAAUAUGUAUUUAUUAAGUGCCAUUAAAGGGGACCUGAACAAAAUUGGAUGCUCUUGUAGGCAUAAGGGAGAAAAAUGAAACACACUUAGGACCAAGGCUAUCUCAUGAAGGGGAAAUAAAAACGUACUCAGUACAUGCGGGUUAUGGUUUCUCAGACCAGCAGUGAGAUUAGAAGUCACUGGAGAGUGAGAGAAGGCAUGCUGAGAAGAUGGAGCGUGGCCUGGAUUUUCUCCAGGGGACUCUGUGUAAUGUGCCUUUUGCCCCCAAUGCCUAGAGCCAUCACACUGUGUCUUAUUUAUUUCACUCUUGGGCUGUCACGUGCACGCUCACAAAGAUACUUGCCUGAGAAUGGAACAGAACUCCCAGGAGCUCACACGGUAUCCUUGUUCCUCAAAGUGAAGACAGAAUCCGUUAACCCGUUGAGAUCCAACUUAGUUUAGGAUACAAGGUGAUUGUGUUAUCCAAGGGGAGAUGAAUGAAUUCUUGGUUAGCGUGAUGCGCAUGAUGGGAACGGCUGGCAAUAAAGGGCUUUCUGCCG